Molecule: messenger RNA, 1494 nt
Organism: Phaeodactylum tricornutum CCAP 1055/1
Lineage: Eukaryota; Bacillariophyta; Bacillariophyceae; Surirellales; Neidiaceae
Exons: 2
Coding region: 181-1383 (400 amino acids)
Source: RefSeq, a predicted model, not a curated record
CACCAGCAGCGACGCACCCAAAAACACACCAACUUAUCCCAUUCCACGACGUCGUGCGCUUUAUGAAACAAGCACAUCACAGUGACCUUAACUCCGUGCAACGAGUGCCUCGUCUUUUCGAGGCGAGUCAUCACUAAUAGCCUGCAUUUGCAUUCUGCGGCAUUGAAACUACGAGUAACUAUGGUUCAUCCGGAAGCACCCAUUUCUUGUUUCACCUUUAAUGCAAGUCCCCCGGUGCGAAGCUUGCGUUCGGAUGCAACCGGGGAAACAACCAUCCGAUCCCCCGUGCCCAGGGAAGAUCUCUGUGCGGAUAUGCCUCAAUUAGAACCCAUGGAUCGGGCCUGUCGCCGGCCGCGCACUACCUCGCUUGCCGGGUCCAACGUAGACGUAGUUGCUUCGACAAUGCGUCUCGUGUGUCCUCGCUCCCCCUCGCGACGCAUCGUUCCCUCGACACAAGUCUGUAGCAAGACAGCGUCCAACACUUCUACGGAAGGCGCCAAGGAAAAGGCGCGUCGCUCUUCGUGUGUGGCCGAAGCAGCAAUCGCUCGAACUACGCUCGGCUCUACUAUUGCUCCUGCGAGCCCGUCCAGCCGCCAUGGCAAGCGAGCUGCGGAGAUCGCUAUCCAGAGUCCGCUUUCCAAGAGGUUGCGGCUGCGCAAGAAAUCUCCUCCGAACGCUAUAGAGGCAGAUCUCGAAAUACUGGAAGCUCCUUUAGCAGCGUGUUGCAUAUGCAUGUGUGAGCCUGACCACCAUGAAGCGUCCAAGAUUGAUGGGUGCGACCAUAAAUUUUGCUUUUCAUGUAUCGGCACAUGGUCUGAUCGCGAAAACUCGUGUCCCUUGUGCAAGGCUCGUUUCACGAAGAUUGAGCGUAUUCAUCCUCGGAAGAAAAUCAAGGGAGACCGCACUUUUACGAACUCGAAGCGUGUGAAACAACGCGAUCAGCGAUCCGAUGUCGUGUCGGGCGCCGCCCUGGAAGCAAUUUUGCAGCAGAUCUCUUCCAACGAGUCUCGACUUGGGCGCUUCAUCUUUUCGCGUAUGGGCACGGGUGCGUUUCAUCCGACAGUUUCUGUGGACGGUAGCAUGUUCGAUUCGGACGAAGACGAAGACACGGCGCCUGACUUUAUGACGCUGUUCAUGCGUUCUUCGACCGCCGCACAACAGCGACGCAACGCACUAAACCGGCGCCCACAAAACCUUUUCCCUUAUCCUACGGCGUUUUUCGGCAUGUCCAGCACGAUGGGAGGGCGCGGGAAUACGACGACGAGUUCGUACGCGCUCAAUGCUAGCGAUAGUAGCGCGGGACGUGCUGCUACGAAUCCACUCGAGAUUGACGACAGCGAUGACGAUGAUGUGGAAGUCGUUCAAGUCACCCGAUCGCUAUAAAAGUCCGAGUGAGAGAAAAAUAACCGACACGCACAGUUCUUCAUACUCCAGUACACUUUAAACUGUAACUCAAGCGAGACUAGACUCGUUAUUUUAAUGCUGCAUCUUUUC